AUGUCGUACUGCGAGACCUCUGACACGGGCGUGUUGGAUAAACACAUCGAAGUCAUCAAGGACUGGCCUUCUCGACACACCAAGAUCGGCACAAAGGAGCAAGUUUCAAGCGAGAUCGCAUACCUCCCAGAUGGCACCCAGUGGGGCUCACUCAUUCCUAUCAACUUCCAAUCUCACAUGUGGACUAAGUUAGAGCUCGAUUCACCACAGACUGGAGAGGCAGCGAGGAUUCAGCGCGAGCCCAACGCGAACACUGGGUCUACGCGGAAGCCUGUCGAUAUUGUCGCCGACUUUCUUGAGCAAUUUCCCAAGCUCAAGCGAAUCAUCACGAUUGCCGAGUCAGAGGCUGCAGCUGUCUACACCAUUCAGUCUCUUCGAGGCAGCGCUCAAGACGCGCAGUCUAUCCUGGGAGAUGGUUUCGUUGCCUGCGAUAUGGGCGGUGGCACUGUCGAUCUCAUCUCGUACAGUGCCGCCGGGCUGGAGCCAACAAUCCUCGAGGAAUCCACCGUUGGUAGCGGCGAUCAGUGCGGAGGCAGCUUCGUUGAUCGUGGCUUUCUCAAGUGGCUUGAGCAGCGUCUCGGCACAGAAGACUUCGUCAAGAUCGCAGGUUGCAGGAGCCAUGAAACUCCUCGUACAUCGAUGUCUAAGAAGCUAGGGCAGAUGGUCCAGGACUUCAUACUGGAGGCCAAGAGCGGCUUCUCCGGUACUGACACCAACUACCUGCGUCUUCCCGCUCCCUUGAGCGCGAUCGAUGAUGAUGAGCCGUGGGGCAUCUCCGACGGCGAGAUCAAGAUCGCCGCUGAAGAUAUGCAGGAGAUGUUCGAGUUCCCUAUCCGCCGUACCUAUGACCUCAUCCUCGGCCAAAUUCAACAGACUCGACUGGGCGGCAAAGUGCAGCCCAAGUAUAUCAUCAUGGUUGGCGGCUUCUCCGGGUCUCAUGUUUGGUCUGCUAUUGUCCGUGGCGCUGCAGCCAAGGGUCUUGAGGGCGAUGGUCGCAAACCCAUCAAGAACCGCAAGUGUCGCCGGAACUACGGCACAGAAUGCAUGAAGCCUUUCGAUUCAAAGGAGCACCGAGACAUUGAUGCAUACACCUGCCAGUACACCGGCAAGAAGAUGGCCGCAGAACAGAUGUUGUGGGGUCUAAAGAAGGGCCAAGAUCUUUCUACUUCAGAGACCUGUCACACUACUUCAAGGUUCGAGAACACCUUCUGGGUUGGAGACAAGAGAUACUUCUCGAUCGAUCUCUUGACUUCAGAUGCUGAAAAGUCUGCUAAUCGUACUUCCGAGAAGUCGGUGAACAAGCUUGCUACGCUUGAGGUGAACCUGAGCACAGUGCCAGAGAAGGAGUUCGUGCUCAUGCACAGCCCUUCGGGUGUUCCAUACUACAGGCUGAAACUCGAUUUGGAAAUCUACGUCGACUCUACAAUUGAAUACUCCUUUACGGUCAACGGCAAAAAGUACGGAACCAUUCAUGCGAAGUAUCACUGA
Molecule: messenger RNA, 1488 nt
Organism: Didymella exigua CBS 183.55
Lineage: Eukaryota; Fungi; Ascomycota; Dothideomycetes; Pleosporales; Didymellaceae
Product: Hsp70 family protein
Exons: 6
Coding region: 1-1488 (495 amino acids)
Source: RefSeq, a predicted model, not a curated record